This is a messenger RNA of Lodderomyces parapsilosis, 1254 nucleotides long. It is a transcript of the gene PGK1, whose product is annotated as phosphoglycerate kinase. The record is from RefSeq and is a predicted model, not a curated record. Gene Ontology annotation, cellular component: cytosol. The coding region runs from base 1 to 1254 and encodes 417 amino acids. Lineage: Eukaryota; Fungi; Ascomycota; Pichiomycetes; Serinales; Debaryomycetaceae. Gene Ontology annotation, molecular function: ATP binding; phosphoglycerate kinase activity; ADP binding. The transcript has a single exon. Gene Ontology annotation, biological process: gluconeogenesis; glycolytic process.
AUGUCAUUGUCAAACAAAUUAUCUGUCAAGGACUUAGAUGUCGCUGGUAAAAGAGUUUUUAUCAGAGUCGAUUUCAAUGUUCCAUUGGAUGGUAAGACUAUCACCAACAACCAAAGAAUUGUUGCUGCUUUACCAACUAUUAAAUAUGUUGAAGAACACAAGCCAAAGGCAAUUAUCUUGGCAUCACAUUUGGGAAGACCAAACGGUGAAAAAAAUGACAAAUACUCACUUAAGCCAGUUGCUACUGAAUUGGAGAAAUUGUUAGGUAAAAAAGUUACAUUUUUGGACGACUGUGUUGGUUCAGAAGUUGAGAAAGCUGUCAAUUCAGCAUCCAAUGGUGAAAUCUUUUUAUUAGAAAACUUGCGUUUCCAUGCUGAAGAAGAAGGUUCAUCAAAGGACAAGGACGGUAAAAAGAUCAAAGCUGAUCCAGAAGCUGUGAAGAAAUUCAGAGAUCAAUUGUCAUCAUUGGCUGAUGUUUACGUUAACGAUGCUUUCGGAACUGCUCACAGAGCACAUUCCUCAAUGGUGGGUGUUGAAGUGCCACAAAGAGCUGCCGGUUUCUUGAUGUCCAAGGAAUUGGAAUAUUUCGCCAAAGCUUUGGAGAACCCAGCAAGACCAUUCUUGGCUAUCUUGGGUGGUGCCAAGGUUUCUGACAAAAUCAAGUUGAUUGACAACUUGUUGGACAAGGUUGAUUUGUUGAUCAUUGGUGGUGGUAUGACCUUCACUUUUAAAAAGGUUUUAGACAACAUGUCUAUUGGUGACUCACUUUUCGAUGAAGAUGGUGCAAAGAAUGUUAACGAUUUGGUUGCCAAGGCUAAGAAGAACAAUGUUGAAAUCAUCUUGCCAGUAGAUUUCGUUACCGCCGACAAGUUUGACAAGGAUGCUAAAGUUGGUGAAGCAGACGAUAAGGAAGGUAUUCCAGAAAACUGGAUGGGUCUUGAUUGUGGUCCAAAAUCUAGAGAAUUGUUUGACGAUGCUGUUGCCAAGGCCAAGACUAUUGUUUGGAAUGGCCCACCGGGUGUCUUUGAAUUUGACAACUUUGCUGGAGGUACCAAGAACUUGUUGGAUGCUGUUGUCAAAUCAGCUGAGAAUGGAAAUAUUGUAAUCAUUGGUGGUGGUGAUACUGCUACUGUUGCCAAGAAGUACAAUGCUGUUGACAAAUUGUCACACGUUUCCACUGGUGGUGGUGCCUCAUUGGAAUUGUUGGAAGGUAAGGAAUUGCCAGGUGUAGUUGCCCUUUCAAACAAAAACUAA